Nerophis lumbriciformis (worm pipefish) is the source of this 912-nucleotide messenger RNA. Lineage: Eukaryota; Metazoa; Chordata; Actinopteri; Syngnathiformes; Syngnathidae. The record is from RefSeq and is a predicted model, not a curated record.
AUGUCAUCAGCAGCUGUGCUACCCGAUCUUGCAAGAAUUCCGCGCGUUGACCUGGUCGGCGUAGAGGAGCGGGUCGCCCGAUUCGGCAAACGGAGUAUCAAGAAGGAAUCGAAAAUGCAGGCGCUGGAGAUGGUGCUUAGCAUGAUCGAUCUGACGACACUGGAAGGGCAGGAUACUGCCGGGAAGGUCGAGCAGCUGUGUCAGAAGGCACUAAGGCUAAACGUGGCCAGGCCAGAACUGCCAGAUGUAGCUGCCGUUUGCGUGUACCCAACAAUGGUUGGCGUGGCCAAGAAGGCGCUUAGCGGAAGUUCGAUCAAGGUCGCUUCGGUUGCGACUGCGUUUCCCAGCGGCAUGGCACCUAGGGAGGUCAAGUUAGCUGAUACUCGAAUGGCUGUGGAAGAUGGGGCUGAUGAGAUCGACAUGGUGAUUUCCCGUGGCGAGUUCCUGCAGGGCGAGUAUCGCUACGUUUUUGACGAAAUAGCAGAGAUUAAGCAGGCCUGUGGGGAUGCCCAUUUGAAAGUCAUUCUUGAGACAGGUGAGUUAGGCACACUGGACCGCGUCCGCACCGCCAGUGUGAUAGCCAUGCAUGCCGGGGCUGAUUUUAUAAAAACAUCCACCGGAAAAAUUCAACCUGCCGCGACGCUGCCGGUCACGCUGGUUAUGCUACAGGCGAUUCGCGACUACUACUUCGAAACCGGCAGGAUGGUUGGUAUGAAGCCGGCCGGCGGAAUCUCAAAGUCGAAACUGGCGAUUCAGUAUCUGGUCAUGCUGCGGGAAACGCUCGGCAAUGCCUGGUUGUCGCCGGAUUGGUUUCGAUUUGGUGCUAGCUCACUAGCCAAUGAUGUGCUGAUGCAGAUCGAAAAACAGUCUACCGGUUCUUACCAGUCGGCUGAUUACUUUUCUCAAGACUGA